This is a messenger RNA of Anopheles aquasalis, 1540 nucleotides long. RefSeq names its product putative serine protease K12H4.7. NCBI's taxonomy places the organism in Eukaryota, Metazoa, Arthropoda, Insecta, Diptera, Culicidae. Gene Ontology annotation, molecular function: serine-type exopeptidase activity; dipeptidyl-peptidase activity. Gene Ontology annotation, biological process: proteolysis. The record is from RefSeq and is a predicted model, not a curated record.
AUGAAGGUCUCGAAGGUUUUCAGUCCAGCAGUGUUGCUGGUGACACUAAUCGUCUGUGGAGCUAGUGGUCGGAAUGCUCCAGGGUCGCUCGACUCAAAGAACGUACGCCUUCUGAAGGAUCUGCAACGGCAUCUAGCGCAGCCAGUCAUACCGGACACGUACCAGGGAUCGGCGGGUAAUCCGCGGUUAACCGGAGCCCGUUUCCGCACUCGAGUUGAUCAUUUCGAUCCUCAGAAUCGGGAUACGUUCGAGUUUAGUUAUUUUUCCAACGAUGAGCUUUACGAGCCCGGUGGACCGAUCUACAUCUUUGUCGGUGGCAAUUUCCAACUGACGACGUAUUACAUCGAGCACGGGCUACUGUACGAUACGGCAGCCCGCGACCAUGCCUGGCUGUUCACCAACGAGCACCGAUACUACGGUACCAGCACGCCUGUUCAAGACUAUUCGACGGAAAACUUGCGCUUCCUGCACACCGAGCAGGCGUUGACGGAUCUGAUCGAAUGGAUCGAUCAUCUGCGCAACGAGGUCGUUGGUGAUCCGAACGCGAAAGUCAUCCUGAUGGGUGUGGGUUACGCCGGAGCGCUAGCAACCUGGGCCCGUCAGCGCUUCCCGAACAUUGUGGACGGUGCGUGGGGUUCCGGGGCCACCGUGUUGGCCAGUUUCGAUUUCCAGGAGCAUGCGAACGAUGUCGGAUCCAUCAUUCGCCGGUUCGGUGGUGAUGAGUGCUACAACACGCUGUGGGUUGCGUUCCGCACGGCACAGAAUCUGAUCGACAGUGAACGGGAUGAGACGGUUACAACGCUGCUCAACACCUGCGAACCGAUCGACUCCAGUAAUCUGCUCGACGUGGAAACACUCUUCUACCAUCUGAAGCUGGCCAUACAGGAGGCCGUGUUCCAGGGUUAUAACACGACCCGGAUCGAGCAACUGUGCGGCAGUUUGAUCAACUCGAGCGAACCGACGGCGCUCAGUGCGUUGGCCACUUGGCUCGAUGUCUACUACGCCAAUCUACCCUGCAAUCCGUUCGAUUUCGAUGCCAAUAUGGAGGCGGCGCUGGUGCUGAAUCCGGGUGCACCGGAGAACGUGAUACUUGGCCUACGCCAAACGCAGUACCAGGCGUGUACGGAGUUUGGCUGGUUCCGGACGACCGACGAUGAUGACCAACCGUUCGGAAGCCGCGUCACAAUGCACUUCUUCCUCGAGGCAUGCCGAGCCCUGUUCGGUGGCUGGGUAACCGAUGCCGUCAUCUACGAUGGCGUUCGCUUGACGAACAUACACUACGGCGGCCAGGAUCCACGCUCGACCAACGUGCUGUUCACUAACAGCGAGCUCGACCCGAACCGCCUAGUGUCCAUCACGAGCUACAUCAACCCGCUGAGUUAUGCUUACGUCGUGCCGAACGAGUUCAUCUCGUCGGAAAUCUAUUCCAUCGACGAACAGGACUCGCAGGAGCUGGUCACGGUCAAGCGCAGUAUUCAACAGUACUUUACGCUGUGGUUGGGUGGUGGUGUGACUCCCGUGUAGGGUGGCUCGUUGCGGA